UCUGCCAUAUUCGUCUUAGUACGUAUUCAGUCUCAAUCGUGUGCACACGUUGAAUAAUUCUCAAUAAAAUAUCAGUGUGUUUAUUUUUGCUUUCCUAUAUAAUAUCCUGAUGGCUAAAUUCGUUAAAUACAGUGAUUUUCUGUCCCCUUAUUAAUAUAUUUUUGUGAUUUGUUUGGAAAGACUUAUUGAAUCAGAAUUAGCUGAUAGUUCUUCGCCGAAGGGCCAAGUUUUCGCUACGACCCGUCUCGGUGACAGCAUACAUGAAUUAUUCCGACGAACUGUUCCAAAAAAUGACCAUAUCUUUGAUGUUCCGUGUCAACCCCAUCUACUAUUCGGACUACUCCGAUACGAUCUAAGCUUGUAUCUGAAACUAUUGAAAUUACUGCAAAAGAAGCAUCUAUUCUGCCAUUGGCUCUACCAUUUCGAAUACUACAAGUUCGGUGUCUACUCUAAAGAUAUUACCUGACAACAUAAUAUCGACUCGGACUCAAGACUUGAUUGUACAAUAUGGAUAUCGUGGCUAAUUACCACCCGGUCCUCAAGGCCUUCCUCGCUGGUUCCUUCUCGGGCACCUUCAGCACCAUCCUGUUCCAGCCCUUGGACCUGGUGAAGACCAGAUUACAGAACCCCAGCCAGCAUGUUGUUGCGGCGACUCUCAACGGCCGAAUCCAACCCGGCAUGAUAACAAUCUUCGCAAACAUAAUCAGGCAGGAACAAAUAGCCGGGCUGUGGCGCGGCAUGGUGCCAUCUAUAGCCCGUUGCGUGCCUGGCGUGGGGCUAUACUUCUCGUCCCUUCAUUGGCUGAAGGCCAAACUUGGCAAGACCAGGAGCCAGGACCUGGGAGCGCUGGAAGCAGUAACCCUCGGAGUCGUCGCUAGGACUAUGAGCGGAGUUGCGCUGAUCCCCAUCACUGUUAUUAAAACAAGAUAUGAAUCCGGAGUAUACAAGUACAACAGCCUGGGCGGAGCACUGAAGGCAAUUUACAAGGCGGAGGGCCUGAGGGGGCUCUCGUGCGGCCUCGGGCCUACUUUGGCGAGAGAUGCCCCCUUCUCGGGACUCUAUCUCAUGUUCUACACUCAGGCGAAGCAGUCUGUUCCUAAAGAAUGGAAGCAAUCUCCCAGCGCGGCUAGUGUGGUCCACUUCAGCUGCGGCAUACUGGCCGGUAUAGCCGCUUCAUUGGCCACCAACCCGGCAGACGUUCUCAAGACCAAGAUGCAGUUGUAUCCGGACAAGUUUCCUAACGCCUUCAGUGCUGCCCUCUAUGUCCAACAGACAUAUGGCAUCAGGGGAUACUUCAAAGGGGCUGUUCCAAGAAUGCUGCGUAGAACUCUGAUGGCUGCCAUGGCGUGGACGGUAUUCGAAGAGAUAACUCGAUCAAUUGGCUUAAAAUGAUACAGAUUAAUCGAUUAAAGAAAUCGAAUUGAUUGAUCGUAAAUCAGCUCACUGAGUGUGGGUGCUAUGUUCCUAGAUUUUUAUAUAUAUUGGAGUUUGACCUGUUUUUAUUGCCUUGUGUAGCCGUUUAUAUAAUCACAUAAUAAAAGUUAUUUUAUUAGAUUAGGUUGCCAAGAGGUUUGAGAUAAACUGUGUAUCUUUGUUAAGUUUUUUGUUACCAUAAAAACCAUGUUAAACAUGAAACAUGUAAUCAUAGCUGUAAAAUGUGAUAUUUCUUGUAAUAAAUUGUUGGAAUAAAUAA
Messenger RNA from Plodia interpunctella (Indianmeal moth), 1693 nucleotides. Its product is annotated as mitochondrial glycine transporter B-like. Gene Ontology annotation, molecular function: glycine transmembrane transporter activity. The record is from RefSeq and is a predicted model, not a curated record. Gene Ontology annotation, cellular component: mitochondrial inner membrane; mitochondrion. Gene Ontology annotation, biological process: glycine import into mitochondrion. Bases 508 to 1392 code for a protein of 294 amino acids. NCBI's taxonomy places the organism in Eukaryota, Metazoa, Arthropoda, Insecta, Lepidoptera, Pyralidae. The transcript is spliced from 6 exons.